AUGAUACAUGACCCUCGAAUUGGUCCAAAUACAAAAUGGAUACAAGCUGGUAUUGCUGUAAAUAAAAUUUUUUCUGAUGAUAGUUAUGAUUCUGAUAUACUUCUCGAUCCAUAUGGUAUUGAUGUUGAUGACAAUCAAACAGUCGUCAUUACUGAUUACUCUAAACAUCGUAUCGUUGAAUGGAGUAUUGAUACAACAAAGGAACAACUACUAGCCGGUGGCAGAGGAAAAGGAAAUCAGAAUAAUCAAUUGAAUUAUCCAACGGAUGUAUUUAUAGAUAAAAAAGCUGAUAAAUUAAUUAUUUGUGAUCGAGAAAAUCGACGGAUAAUGAAAUGGCCUCGUCGACAUGGAUUAUAUGGAGAAGUGAUCAUAUCAAUGAUUAAAUGUUACGGCAUAACGAUGGAUGCUAAUGAUUUUAUUUAUGUUUCAGACAUAGAAAAACACGAAGUAAGCCGAUGGCGAAUUGGAGAAACACAAGGAAUUGUAGUAGCAGGUGCAAAUGGACCAGGAUCUCAACUUAAUCAGCUUAAUUCUCCUCAUUAUAUCUUUGUCGAUGGAUAUGAUUCAGUAUACAUAUCAGAUUGGCAUAAUCAUCGUGUGAUGAAAUGGAUCAAAGAUGCGAAAGAAGGCAUUAUCGUUGCAGGUGGUCAUGGUGAAGGAACUACUCUACAUCAUUUAUCAUUUCCAGAGGGAAUCUAUGUUGAUCAUUUAGAAUCAGUUUAUGUUGUUGAUCAUUUGAAUCAUCGAAUCAUGCGAUGGUUAAGAGGAGCGAUUCAAGGCAGUAUUUUAAUUGGGGAACGUCAUCCUGGAUCACAAGCAAAUCAAUUACAUAAUCCCCUGGAUAUUUCAUUUGAUCGAAACAAUAAUCUAUAUGUUGCCGAUUCAAAUAAUCAUCGAGUACAGAAAUUUAACGUUGACGAAAAAACAUUAGAAUAA
This is a messenger RNA of Adineta steineri, 936 nucleotides long. The record is from the annotation of a GenBank genome assembly. Lineage: Eukaryota; Metazoa; Rotifera; Eurotatoria; Adinetida; Adinetidae.